Meloidogyne enterolobii is the source of this 978-nucleotide messenger RNA. Lineage: Eukaryota; Metazoa; Nematoda; Chromadorea; Rhabditida; Meloidogynidae. The record is from the annotation of a GenBank genome assembly.
AUGGAAGCAUUAUUUUCUGGUUUAAACAAUUUUUUUCGCGAUGAUGACAUUCUGAAGGAAUCAGAACAUUCAUCAGAGUUGAGAACUGUGCGCAACUUCUUCAUUCUUAAUUUGGCACUUUCCGAUUUUUUUGUAUGUACUGUUACAGCACCAACGACGGUGUACACCGUUCUUUACGUUUUCUGGCCGUUCAGUCGCCCUUUAUGCAAAAUUGCCGGAAGUCUGCAAGGAUUUAACAUUUUUCUGUCCACAUUUUCAAUAACUGCAAUUGCAUUAGAUAGGUAUGUAUUGGUGAUUUUUCCGACAAAAAGACAACGACAGCAAAAUCUUUCAUUAAUUUUUUUCUCGUUAAUUUGGCUGGCAUCUAUUCUGCUAGCUGCUCCACUCUUCCUAGCUGCUGAUAUCAGUCCAAUUUUUCAUGACUCCCAAUGUGGCAUUGAACUUAACUUGUGCAAUGAGCAGAAUGAGCGAUGGAAGGAGCUCUUGAUAAGCAAAGAAGCUUAUACAGUAGGUGUUAUUAUUCUUCAAUAUUUGCUUCCUCUUGCUUCGAUAGCAUUUGCCUAUUCGCGUAUUGCACGAAGAAUGGGUACUAGGAAGUCUUUUCGGUGUGCAAGUGGCGGACGUGAAAGCCGAAAGAACAGUAACACUCCAGUGUUUGGUUCCAACAGGAGUUCUUUCAAUCGUCAAAUAGCAUCUGGAGGCGCUACUUCUUUCAUUGCAUCAGAUAAUGGACAUAAGCACUCUAGCAAUAAGCAACCGUUGGUUAUCUCUACUAAUGGCGAAUAUUCUCAGACGAAUGGAAAUCUCCAGAACGUAAAUCCUUCUGCUGAAAUAUUGCUAAAGCAAAGGAGAAAGUACACACAAUUAUUUAAUUAUAGAUCAAUUGCUGACAGACAUCGCCGCACAAAUAUGUUGUUGGUUACACUUGUUGUUGUUUUUGCUUGUGCAUGGCUGCCAUUAAACAUAUUUCAUGCGUAA